UGGUGGUUCGGGCAACGAGAAUUCAGGCGAGUGUUGUGAAUGCCGUGUUUAUGCAUUUGAAGUUUGUGUUUAAAGGCCGCUAACACAAGUAUGAUCAGAAAAAUGGCUUUGACGGUUUCAACCCAACAUAUACUUUUCGUUUUGCAAGACUUCUACUUCCAAAUUAUAUGAAAAAAUGCAACUAUUAUUUCCAUGUGCAGUGAUGGAAGACAGCAUUGGAAGCUGAACCCAUGGAAUGAUAUUUCUAUAUCCUCAUAAGCUGUUCCAUCACCAUUUAUAAAUGCAGAUUACCUGUUGUGCAUAAAUAUUGUAUCAUGUCAGUCUCUAGAGUAGGCUAUGAUUGUUUUGUAUACUUAACAGAUCUUUUUUAAUAAUCGUUUUUACUAGGUUGGGAUUCAAAGUGAUGACUUAUGACUUGAUAUGUAAUAUACAUAGCUGUAUUUAUUGCAUUUCUUAAAUCUUUUAUUAUAAAGUAUCCAUUCAUUGUGCAAAAUGUGGAAUAUGAUGUGUGAUGUGAUGCCUACCAUAUCGGAGGACAGUGUUUCGCAAAGGAGUGGACAAUUUUCGAGCGAUGAGUCCAACUUUGAGCAGCUCAUGGUUAAUAUGUUGGACGAGCGAGAUAAGCUCAUGGAAAAUUUAAGAGAGACUCAAGAAGGAAUGCAAGAAAUUCAGUCAAAAUUAGCAGAAGUUGAGAGAGAACGGGACAGUCUCCAAAGGCAGCUGCAAGCAAAUCUACCUCAGGAAUUUGCUACAUUAACAAAAGAAUUAAAUCAGGCCCGGGAACAAUUAUUAGAAAAAGAAGAAGAAAUACAAGAGCUCAAAGCUGAAAGAAAUAAUACUAGGUUGCUUUUGGAACAUUUGGAGUGCCUUGUGUCACGUCAUGAACGUUCCUUAAGGAUGACUGUGGUUAAAAGACAAGCACAGUCACCUGCUGGUGUUUCAUCAGAAGUUGAAGUUCUUAAAGCCCUAAAGUCCCUUUUUGAACAUCACAAAGCUUUAGAUGAAAAAGUCCGGGAGCGCUUACGAGUUGCUUUAGAUCGAGUAACUACCUUAGAAGAAGAACUCAGUAAGGCAAAUGAAGAGCUUAAUCAGUAUAAAACCAAAGGAGUAGCUUUAGAAUUAAAAGAAGAAAGGAAACCUGCUAAUGGGGAAGAAGCUUCUCAUAUUUCAAAGGUUUCCAAUGGAACAGCAGAGGCUGCUGCUGAAGCAGCCCAUGUUGUUGAGCUGCAAGAAACCAUUGAAAAAAUAAAUUCUGAAUUAAAUACAUCACGUAAUAAAAUUUCUGAACUUAGUGCCAAAAUUAGGGAGCAAGAAGAAGGUGUGUCUGCUGCUCAAAAAGAAAUUUCUAGGCUUCAGGAAGAAAAUUCUAGGCUAGCUAGAGACUUAAAAGAAAAUAAUGCCCAAAAAGAAGAUCAAGAAGAAAGGAUAUCGACUUUAGAAAAGCGGUAUUUGAAUGCACAGCGGGAAUCAACAUCCUUACAUGAUUUGAAUGAAAAAUUAGAGCAAGAACUAUCUAAUAAAGAAGCUCAAUUAAAACUGAGUGAAGAAAAAUGUAGGGCACUUCAAGAAAGGUUAGAAUUAACAGAACAAAAGUUAGCCCAAUUUUCUCGAAAAGCUGAAGCUGCAGCUGGUGAAGCAUUAGCUCAGGUCCAAGAUAGGCAUGGAAGUGUAGAAGAUCGAAUACAAAGGCUAGAGCAGCAGCUUGAAGAGAAAAACACAGAACUGAUAAGAUCUAGGCAACGGGAAAAAAUGAAUGAAGAGCAUAAUCAGAGGUUAUCCUCAACUGUUGACAAGUUACUAGCAGAAUCAAAUGAACGCCUUCAGUUGCAUUUAAAAGAACGAAUGCAUGCAUUGGAAGAAAAAAAUUCAUUAGCUCAAGAGCUUGAACGAACGAGAAAAGUUUUAGAAGAUACUCAGUCAGAAAAGGAUAAAAUAAUGAAUGAAUUAGCAAAGUUGAGAAAUGAAAUGGAAAGCUUAAGACAGGAUCACCAAGCAUUUAAAGCAGAAAGUUUAGCCAGGUUAAGUUCUAGUCGAACACUUCCACAAACUUCACCUUUACUUCCAACUCGUAGUGCAUUAUCUCCAGGAGCUGUUGUUACUAGCUCAAUAUCUCCCAGCCGAACUCCUGCUAUCGAUACAACAGAUGCUUUUCACAUGGUAUCUGGAUUAGAUUAUAUAUCUCCUAAUGCCUCUAUUAAUCGAAGGCUGCAAAGAGGAAGACAAGCAGCUCUCGAAGAUGAUGCAACAAAGGUCCAAACAUUAAAUGAGCAAGAAUGGGAGAAGAUGGAACAAGCUCAAGUUCUUGCAAGCGUCCAACAUGCUUUUGAAGCUAGUGAUACCGAGUGUAGCCAAAUAGAUGAUAAUGAAAGUAUAUUUGAAUCAAUGGAUAUGCUCUCUCCAUCUGCUCAUACAGAUGCCCAAACGCUUGCCCUUAUGCUACAAGAGCAGCUAGAUGCAAUAAAUAAUGAAAUUAGGCUAAUACAGGAAGAAAAACAUACCACAGAACAAAGAGCUGAAGAGCUGGAAUCAAGGGUUGGUAGCAUAGAAACAAUAAGCUUGCUGGCAAGAGGACGAUCAUUUGAAAGAAGUUCCCCACCACAAAGUGGAAGAUCAACUCCUAAGUCACACCAUAGUCCCCAAAGAGAUUACAUGCAGAAAUAUUCAACUAUUAGUGACAGUAAAGAAGAAAAUAGAAUACUAUUAAGAAGGGAUCCAAGUCCACCUACACCCCGCUCUGUGCGGUUGGAAAGAGUGGCCAGAGCAUUGGCUGAAAGUUCCGAAGAGUUAAGAAGAAGCGUCGGUUAUAGCAUUCCACAUUCUUCUGCUGCCAUGACAUCCAUCUCAUCUCCCAUGCCUGUUACUUCUCAAGACUUGUUUCUAGGUUAUCCUGAUUUGGUCCCCGAAAUGUCCCAUUCCCGGCUAUUGCUUGAUGGGGCCUCCCAUAGUUCCCCUUCCUCCUCUCAUAGUUCUACAUCUGAAGAUUCUUUGCAUAGGACUCCUCAGAAGAAAAAAGGUUUGAAGUCCUCCUUAGGAAGGCUAUUCAGUAAAAAAGAUAAGGUCAAAGUUAAAGAAGGUUAUGGUGUCACAUCUCCAGGUGUAACAUAUGUGGAUACUGAUGUCACUGUAACUGAUUCUGUUGGAAUAACUGGAGGAAUUGGUCAAAAAUCAGAUCAUGACAGGAGGACGAAGAAAAAGCAUGAGUUAUUAGCUGAGGCUAUGAAAGCUGGAACUCCAUUUGCUCUUUGGAAUGGGCCUACGAUUGUAGCUUGGCUGGAACUCUGGGUUGGAAUGCCUGCUUGGUAUGUUGCUGCAUGCCGUGCUAAUGUCAAGAGUGGUGCAAUAAUGUCUGCCUUAUCUGAUACAGAAAUACAAAGAGAAAUUGGAAUAAGUAAUCCAUUGCAUCGCUUAAAAUUACGGCUUGCUAUCCAAGAAAUGGUUGCUCUUACCAGUCCAUCUGCUCCAAAACCAUCUAGAACAAGUUUAGCAUUUGGAGAAAUGAAUCAUGAAUGGAUUGGAAAUGAGUGGUUGCCGAGCUUAGGUUUAGCCCAGUAUCGUUCCACUUUUAUGGAAUGCCUAGUCGAUGCCCGAAUGUUAGAUCAUUUAACAAAGAAAGAUCUACGUAUGCAUUUAAAAAUGGUUGAUGGUUUCCAUAGGACUAGUUUACAGUAUGGUAUUAAUUGCUUGAAAAGGCUAAACUAUAACAGAGAAGCUUUAGAAGAACGAAGGAAACUUAGUGAGCAUGAAAUCAAAGAUGUUUUAGUCUGGUCAAAUGACCGUGUAAUCAAGUGGCUUGAUAGCAUAGGACUUCGAGAAUUUUCAGUGAAUUUAACAGACAGUGGUGUGCAUGGGUCUGUGAUAGCCCUGGAUGAAAGUUUUGACCAUGCUGCAUUAGCUCUGGCAUGUCAAAUACCAACUCAAAAUACUCAGAUUAGGCAAAUAUUAGAAAGGGAAUUUAAUAACCUUUUGUUGAAAGGUACAGAUAGGAGACCAGAUGAGGAAAGAGGACAUGUAUUUUCUUGAUAUUUAGCCAUUGCUGUUGUGAAGUUGUUGCUACAUAAUCAGCUGCCAUUAGUUCUGCUUGCAUCGCAUGCAUGUAGUACCCAUGAACUGAACCUCUUAGUUUAAAGGUUCUUGAUGUCAUGUUGCUGUGUUAACAUUUACAGGCAGUCAAGCAUCCAACCCAUACGGUGGCAGCACACCACAGCGUGCAAGGUGACAGACUGGUCUGAGAAAACUUAACAUAAAUAUAAUAAAAACCUGGUCAGCAAUUAUGAGAAGCAGCAGGCUGCUAUGUUUCUUAUGCAUGUAUGUAUGUAUAAAAGAUGGUUUGUUUUGGUAUAUCUGAAGAGAAGAGAACUGUGCAAUUUCUACAGUAUUCGUAGAAUGUCUGCAUUCUAGGUGUGUCUGGGAGGAAUGUAAGAAGUUGUUUUUAAUUAUAUGUAUAAAACUAAAGUAAGCCAAAUAAUGCCAAAAGCAAACCAAAGAAAUGGCGAGCAUACCUCCAAAUAAGUCAGUUACCUCUAUAAAUGUUAUUUAAUCUGCUGUUUAUUGAAUGAUGAAAAUCAAAGCUUUGAAACAAUUGAUAUACCCAUAUGUGAGUCUAAAUAUGUAUGUUAAAAACGAAAAGCAUACACAUAUUUCAUAAAACACAGCAACUCCAUAGCUUCAGUCCAUAAAAUUAAAAUAUUUGUUUUUCUAACUAUCAUGUUUUAUGUUAUAUACUGUAAUAAUUAUGUGUACUUGUUUCUUCAUUUUUGAAUCUAAGAAUCUUGAUUUUAACUUAACUUUGUAUAUCUCAUGUUCAGUGUGAUUUUUAAUUUUUAAGAGAAACUUAUUUUUCCAUUUAAAUUACAGUGUUUUACGAAGUUAAUAUAUGUAACCAAGUAUCCAAGGUAUUAAUAAAAUUAUAUCCCAAAUUAUUACAUGAUUUUGUUGAGAACAAAUCUAUCUUCAUAAAUACUUGAAGAAAAUAACUUUAUACAUUUUGAAAUAAACAAAAAGUAAUUCACAGAAAAAUUAAAUAAAGAUGGAAAUAUUCUGAUUGCAUUGUUAUUGGAACUAACUAACAUUGUCAUUGUUGUUACAAUAAACACAGCAGAAGCUGUAUUGCUUUAUGUGCCUGUUGGACUAUGAAGUCAAAUUAAAGAAGGGUUGCUUGGAACAAGUUUUUUUGUGCCAUGAAUAGGAACAGAAUGGAAGCUGCAUCGUUGACCAGACUGUUGUAUAACAGGAUUUCUAAAGCUUCUUGGAAAUUCAAAUUAAAUACAAUUUGCUACAAACAAUAAUUUUUAAUUCUGAAAUAUUAAAAUUGUGGUUUUAACCCAACGAAAGCCUUGACCUAUUGAAACUUCUGAUUGACUUUUGUUUUACGCACCUAAUGUGAUCCUUCACCCUGAAUUUUAAGAUUUAUACUUAAGAUCACACUCACAUGGAAUUUUAUGAAUGAUGUGGGAAGGAUUAAAUUCAAAGUGAAGGAGCAUAUUAGUUAUGUGAAACAAAAAGGAGUCAAAAACUUUCAAUUGCUUCCCAUUGAUGGGGUAAAUAUCUUAUUUUUCAUUUUUUGGAAGCCACAAUCAUUGCUUUAACUAUUAGCUUUUUAAUUUGGAUUUCCUAGAAAUCUUUUAAUGCAAUGAUCUGAUCAGUGACAUAGCUACUACUCAUUCCUAACUGAAGAUCGGGAAACCUGUUCGGGUUACCACCUCUCUUCUUUCAACCUAACAUUUCAACUUGUAGGUGAAGUUUUAUAACUUUCUUUGUGUUUAUUGUAGCAGCAUAUUUUAUCGUAGCUUUGAUAAUUGUAUUUAUUGUAGUAUUGUGUUUAUUGUAGCUUUGAUAAUAUUAGACUGGUACCAAUUAAACUGCAGUCAGAAAUAUUUUCAUUUUUAUUUGUUCUAAUUUUUACAUUGAACUACUUUUGCAUUAACUCAAAAACAUUUUUUUUUUUUUUUAAGAUAUUCCUGUGCAUUUGUGCAUAUUUAUGGAACAUUUUAUCAUUAAUUUUAUAUUUUUCAUUUGCAAAUUUACUACUUGAAGAGAAGAAAAGCAGCUUUGAAGGAAUACGUUUGUAUAUUGUAUUCUAAUCUCUGAUUUUUGUCAUUUUCAUUUUUUAUAUUAUUGUUCUAAGUUUUUCACUCAUAAAUCCUUUAUGGAUAAACCUGAAACGUUUUAUUACGUAACAGAGUUUUUUUAUUUUUAUAGCACUGAUGUCUUUUUGAAAUUUUGUGGUUUAUAAAACUAUAAACUCACCAGUCUAUUUUGAUAAAUGUUUGCUUAUGAAAAGUGUUUAAAACACAUCCUGUGAAUCAUUAUGUAAAGUUGUAUCUUUUCCUAGGUAAAUUUAUUGAAUUUUUGUUGUACAAUAUUCAACUAUUUUUGUCUUUUUGGCAUGAAAUUGCUGUAAAAGAAUUUUUUAGGAAUUUUUAAUAUUUGAUGUACCUAAUAAUAAUUCAGAAUUUUUAACAACAUUAUUACUUAAAUUCAGCAUAUAUUUCUUUCUUAAACAUUAUCUGCUAAAUUAUAUAUUGAUAUUUGUAUGACAUAUAUGUUUUUAAUAGCAUGGCUUAAAUUUUUAUGUAAGAAAAUUCUUUAUACAUGGGAAUGAUAUUUCUACUUAUCUGUGGUUAUGAAAUUAAAAUGCUAGUCCAGAAUAAUCAUCUAUCAUCAGUAUCUCAUUCAUUUAUAUUUAAUGUUCACUUAUAAUGUGAACUAAAUACUCAUCUUGCCAGCCAUGUGAUUUGUUUUUAAAUUGAGCUGUAUAUUUCAUGGUGAAGCAAAUGUAUUUGCCAUAAACCAUGAAACAAAGAUACAUGUGUAGUAUUAAUUUUGUUUGUUAUGCUAUAAAAGCUAAUUUUUCUUUCCCCCCCCCCAUCAUCAUUUUGUUUUUUUUUUAGUUACAAGAAAGCAAUUCUUUUUAUCUAAUUUUAUGUCAGAAUGUGUUUUAUUCUCAUUGAAACUAAUAUAUAUAUUAAAAAUUAAAAAAAUAAUUAAUAAAUUGAAGCUUUGAUGGCUAGUUGUCAAUGAGUGGAAAAUGAAAUUGCUUUUUUUAUAUAAUUUCAUGAAUGAAAACUGUAAAAGGAAGAAGAGUCAUGCUUUUGGUGGCAGAAGCAUUUAAGUAAGGGCAUGAAUUAUUUGUGAUUAGUGUUAUUAUAUAGCAAAGUCAAAAAUUUUGAAUAAUUAAUUCAGUGAUUUAAAAAUUGAGAAUUUGAAAUUUAAAAAAUUCUAGUAAAAUAUCAAUUAAACUUCGCAUUUUAUAUCACAAAAAAAAGGUGGAUAUUUUUUUCCUCAUUUUAUUUAGUUCAUUUUAUUUCAUUCAUAUUUUAUCUUUUCUUUUUUUUUCCCCUAAAAAGGUUUGAAUUUAUUUUAUUCAAAUAAUGGUGUGGUAUUCAAAAUAAGUUUCCUAGUCACUGAAUAUUUGCAUUUUUAUAACAGAUUAUAAUUAAAUUUGAUAUUAUUAUCGUUUUGUGAUAGUGGUUAUCAAAAAUAAGAAUUAAACAUUUGAGGUGAAAAAUUUAAACUUUUUUUAACAAAGAAUGUAUUUUUAAAAUCAUUGACCUUUAGUUCAACUCAUAUCAUCUGUUUAAUAGAUAUUGCAUCACUUUUCAUUAAGUCAUUAUAUUUAUCAAUAAAACUUGUGUUUUCAAUAAUGAAACUCUUCUCCCCUCCCCUGUAUGAGUCAAAUAUUUUAGUUUUUGAUGACAAGUUAAUGUGUGUUGGGGCUUUUUGAAGCCAUGAUUAUGUACUAGAUUAUACUUAAAAUAUUUUUUCUUUUUAAUUGUAUUAUGUACAUAGAAUAUAGUUGUUGAAAUGUUUUUUUUUUUUUUUUUUUUGUAUAACUUAGCAUAGAUAUUGUAUUUAUUUGAUUUAAAAAGCUUGCAUUUAUUGUUAUGUCAUUUUGGGCUAUAUAAUUGCAAUACAAAAUUCAAAAUAUCUAAUGUCCUUCAAACGUGGCUGCUAUAUUUUAUCAGUUAUUGUUAUUUUAUUUUCAUAUUUAUAUAUAAUCUAAUCCAGUCUUCAAAGAGAAUUUUAUAUUUGGCAAUUUCCUGCAAGUUCCAGUUUCAUCUUCUACUGUAUAAGAAUUGCAUCAGUUACUUGAAGAUAAUCAUUAUAAUAAUAUAAUGGUUGCAAACAUUUUCUUUGGCUGUUUUCAAUAUCUUAUUUAUGUCAUUAUACUCAUUCUUUUAUUUUGUGUUUUCCAUAAAGCUGUUACAGUAUCCCUUAAAUUUGAUCCAUGUUAGAAUUUUAUACAGUUUAAUGUCAGUAUAACUAAUGGAAAUCAAAAGUUAAAAUAUUAAAAAUCAUUUCUGAAACAUCUAAAUGGUAAUUACUAGUUGCUAAUGAUAGUUAAUAUAUUGGUUAUGUCAGAAUAGUUUCUUGUAAAUUUAGAAUGCAAAAGGAAGCAUUUCUUGAACAUAAAAGUUUUUGAUGCAGUUUUCACAAAAGCUGUUGUGCCCUAUCAGUAUUAUUUCAUGUAUGUACUGAACAUGUCAGUUUAAUAUUAACCUGGUUAAAAUAAGAAUGGUAGUUAAUUAUUAAUAUGUUAUAAUUUAUUAAUAUUUAUUGUUGCAUUCUUUAAGCCAUUCCUUUUUGUAAUUUUUUGCACAUUUUUAUAUAUACGUCUGUAUGACCAUAAGUAAGGGUUGGUAUUAUUUGAUACUAUCAUUAAACUAAAAAUUAAACGUACAAAAAUUUUUUUUAAAAAAGUAAUAGUUCUCAAUACUAACUUUCUCCUUACUCAAUUCAAGUUUAUAGAGCUUAAAACAUGAAAAUAUUACCAACAUUACUCACUUUAAGUAGUAGCAUUACAUUAAUUACUGAUAUUUGAAGGGCAAAAACCCAUAUUUUGUUCAUUAUAUUUUGUGCAUUUUGUGAAGAUUUUAUAUUAAAAAUCUUUCUAGAACUUUUUCAAGAAAAGUACUUUGGUGAAUUUAUCUAACUUGAUUAGCAGUAUUUUUUUUAAUGAAUUAAGGUUUGAUGAAUUAACAGCACUGAUAUUUUAGUGUUAAGAAAAAGACAUAAAACAUGUAAUUUCCAAGUGGUUACACUUGGAUGUUAGAACAAUGAAAUUUUCAUCUUGAGGAAAGAAAAUUUUUUUUCUGUCACUAUCCUGCAUCCAGUGUGCCUCUGAUACUAAUAAAUGUGACCACCUCAAAGUGUUAGAUAUCAUGUUCUUUCUGGUACAUUUAUGACCUUGGUGGUCAUUUUUAUAUCAAUAUAAGAGUGGCUAAAUUAUGUGCUCUGUUUGUUACACUGACAUUCUACUAUGUAUUAAAUAAGGAAUAAAUUUCACCUUUUUUUUUUAAGUAUUUAUAUGUGAAAAACUGUGUGUAAUCAAAAUCAUUCUGAUACUGUAUUACAGUUUAUUUAUAGAAUAUAGUACAAAUAUGAACAAAAAAUUAUUAUUAUUUCUUCUAUAGUUAAAAUUCAUAAUUUACUACUUAAUUAUUAUUCAGAUUUUUGAAAUUUUAUAAUUUAAUUUUUUAUUAAAAACUAUUUGUGCAUACUCAUACCUCAUCAGCUGAAUGCUUAAUAUAAAUAACCUUUUUUGGUGUAAUUUGGUAUGUUUAGAACUUGAAUGGAUCUGUGUAACUUGUUGAUACUUUAUUCACUGCCAUUAUCAAUGUCUGUCAGAGAAUCGCUGUGCAAAGUUGUAAUCUGGAGAGUCCAUACAUUCCCCCAGGGACAAAACUGUUGCUUCUCUAUCAUUCCCAUAAAACACAUGCACAAAUUACAUUUCAAGCAUAUCAUGCUCUGUUUGUUGCCUUUAACCUUGAAUGAAAUGAAAUUCCAGUUUUAGUGUGAUUUAUGUUUGUUGAAAAAGUUUGCUUGCAGCAUUGUCAGCCAAGAUAUUCGUGUUGGUGAUCUUUUCUGCUUCCUUUGAGGAAAAAAAUGAAAAAUCAUAUAAACACUUAUUAGUCUGAUUUUAUAUUUAAAUUUUCCUAAACUUAAAUAUUGAAAUUUUCCUACUAUUAUUAAUAUCUGUUUUAAAAUUACCUGUACUUUUUGGUGCAGUUUUAUUUUAGUUGGGAUGACUAAGAGUUUCAUUAUCUUUAAAUGACAAGUUGAUUUUUGAAAUAUAAUUGUCAAUAGUGUUGCAGUGACAUUUAGUGAAGAAAUAUGGCCUUUUCAUAUUUAACAAUUAUUGCAUUUAUUAAGAAAAAUUAGUACAUUGAAAAGGCAUUAUAUCAGUUCACUAUUGAGAAGUAUUUUUCCUCUAUCCUGUGUAAAGAAUGUUUGGCAGUUAUGUUUGAUUUCUUCUUAAUAUUAUGCGUAACAAAUUUAAAUUUUGCUGUACAUUCACAUUACUAAAUCUGAGCUGGAUGUCAUGUAAGUGACAUUGAAUAAUGUUGAAAACCUCUGAAUUAUCAUUCUGUUGUUAAAAAUUUAGAACCAUAUUUAUUUUUAUAUGUGAAACAAAUAGCAGCAGCCUUCAUCAAUUACUGUUUGCUUCUGAGCAUAUUGCUGUAAUCAUCUAAAAAAUUUUCGAUACAUAGAAAUAGUGCCUCAUAUUUACUCAUUUUUGUUAUAAAAAAUUCAGUAUGCUGAUAAGUUUAAAUAAUUAAUUGUUGAAAUACUCAUAUAUUUAAGUUAAAAACAUUUCAAUUUGCUAACCCUUCACUUGGCUGGCAUCUCCUGCAAGGGCUUUCGUUUACUAGAAGUGCAUGAGAGCAUUGACCACCAUUGUGAAAAAGCUGCCAAGAAGGAACUGUCAUCCCACACUGAUGUGUUGUACGUAUGUGUGUGAUAGGUUUGCCUUCUUUCCUAAAUAUGACCAAGUGCUUCAUCUUCACAGUCAUCUUUGUUGUACAAAUGAGACGUGAAUCUGUCUUCUUACAAUGGCAGUGUAUUAUAGAGAGCAAUAGAAGAAGAAAUACAGAAAUUCAUUAUAA
Messenger RNA from Stegodyphus dumicola, 10886 nucleotides. RefSeq names its product PTPRF interacting protein alpha (gene Liprin-alpha). Lineage: Eukaryota; Metazoa; Arthropoda; Arachnida; Araneae; Eresidae. The record is from RefSeq and is a predicted model, not a curated record. Gene Ontology annotation, molecular function: protein binding. Gene Ontology annotation, cellular component: presynaptic active zone. Gene Ontology annotation, biological process: synapse organization.